AUGGAGAAGUUAGAGAAGGCCCGAGCAGCUUGUCAAGGAUGGCUGUCAAGAGUGUGUGUCAAGAUGGACGGACUCCUAGCCAAGAGCCCCCCAGCAACCUCCAGUGAGUUAGUAGAAGUUCUGGAAGAGUUUGAUAAGAGGCUUAACAAGUUAGAAGAAGUGCAGUCAGAGAUAGAAUUGGAGAUAAGUCCUGAGGCACUAGAGGAGUACUUGGACAAGGCAGAUGCAGUCAGACAGCAAGCCAGGCAGAAGAGAUUGUUGUGUGCUGACAAGCUUAAGAAACUGGCUGAGGGUGAUAAGGACAAGUCGGAUUCUUCAAGUACCACAGCCCCUCUCCAUGCAAAACUUCCCAAGCUAGAACUACCUAGAUUUGACGGUGACCUGAAGCAGUGGCAGAGUUUUUGGGAACAGUUCUCCUCACACAUAGACGACACUGAGCUGCCCACCAUUAGUAAGCUAACCUAUCUACUGUCACUACUAGACGGCACUGCUAAGGACGUGGUGGAAGGAGUGCCGCACACCUGCGCCAGCUACAAGACCGUCGUCGACCUGCUGAAGCAACGGUUUGGCAAGUCGGAGUGCAUCAUCCACGCCCACGUCCAGGCUCUCCUUGAUCUACAAGUUCCGGUCCACCAAGGCAAGACCUACAUCCUACAGCUGUGGAGACUUCGGGACGAGGUGGUCAAGCACACGAGGAGUCUAGAAGCCCAAGGAGUUACAGGCAAGCAAUGUGAAGUGCUACUAACCCCCAUGAUUGUUUCCAGACUGCCCACAGAGUUAAGGUUAAACUGGUCAAGGGAUGGUAGUGGACAUGAAAGUGAUCUUGAGUGGCUUCUUAGUUGGCUUCAAAGGGAGAUUGAAGUGAUAGAAAGGAGUGAAAUGUAUAAGGGCAAUGUUAAGAGUUUAGAAGGAAGGAAGGGUAGUAAGGAUAGUAAAGAAGUACAUAAGGGAAACAAGGAAAAAUUGUUCACAGCCUCGGCUUUACAUGUGACUUCCCCGCCUGAAAGAUCAGAUUGUGUGUUUUGUAGUAAGAGAAACCACAAGUCUGAGAAGUGCUACAAGUUUCUGGUGUUGGAUGGGCAGCAGAGGUUUGACAAGAUAAGGGAAUUGGGUGUGUGUUUUAGAUGUUUAAAUAGUGGUCAUAAGUCUAGAAGUUGUAAGGCCAAAUGUUCCAAGUGUCGUGGUGACCACAAUAGUACCAUGUGUGGUGUUAAGUUGAGUGUGGUCCCUAAGGCCGAAGUAGAGGAGAGUAAACAGAUGGGCACCCAAACCCUUGCGAUGUUGUCAGGCCACUACAGGAACAAGACUGUGUUACAAACAGCUAAGGUAAAGGUAGUGAACCAUAAGGGGGAUAUUGUUACUGCAAGGCUGAUGUUUGACAAUGGCUGUGAUAGGUCAUAUGUUACCAAUAAGUUUGUAGGAAGAUGUAAACCUGAAUGGGUCACCAAUACAGAAGUCCCUUAUAGUUCCUUUGGUGGCCAUAGCUCAAGCAAGUGUGUACAAAGUAGUCUAUACAAGUUGAAGCUUUUAGAUGAUAAGGGUGAUUUGUUUUCCCUUGUGUUGGCAGGCAUUCCCAUUAUAUGUGAACCGCUAAUUAGGCCAGUAGUACCAGAACACAUUUUAAGUGCCUUUAAUCAUUUAAAGUUUGCAGAUGACUUUGACCAUAGUUCUCCUUUAGACUUAGAUAUCCUUAUUGGUCUGGACUACUACUGGAGCCUAGUAACGCCUAGUGAUGCAGUUCAAGUGGGGUUGACAGUUGCCCUGAAAUCAGUGUUUGGCUGGACCUUGAGUGGAAACACUGGUAAAUUAUCUGACACUACAGGUGUGCCUUUACUGCCAACCUUUAAACCUUCGUCACCUCAACUCUUGUGCAUCUCUAAAGUCACUGAUGCUGAUAUGUCUAACUUUUGGGAUUUGGAGACUAUUGGCAUAAGUAGUAGCAAGGAAAGUAAGGAAGACGUUAGAGAUAAGAUUGUUCAAGAAUAUAGUGAUAAGAUCAAGUUUGUAGAUGGUAGAUAUGAAGUCCACUUGCCGUGGAAGGACAACCCUAAGAAGGAUACUUUGAUGAGUAAUGAAGUUCAAGCUAAGAAGAGAUUAAAUAAGCUUUUGGUGAAGUUGGAUAAGGACGAAGACUUAAAGGCUGAGUACAUGAAGGUAUUUGCCGAGUAUGAGCAUUUAGGAAUCAUUGAAGAGGUGCCGGUAGAGGAAAUUGUACACCCUGGCCCUGUUUACUACAUGCCUCACAGGCCAGUUGUCAGACUCAGCAGCAGCACCACAAAGGUACGACCAGUCUUUGAUGCGUCUGCCAAGGGUCCUAACGGGAUUUCUCUCAAUGACUGUAUGACAACGGGUCCGUCUCUCAACCCAGACCUAGUAGAGAUAUUAAUUAGAUACAGACGCUGGCCCUAUGUAGUUACUGCUGAUAUUGUUAAAGCUUUUUUGCAAAUAAGUGUACAGAGCCAAGAUAGAAAUGUUCAUAGAUUUUUUAUGCCAGCCGAAGGUGGAGUUAGACACAUGAGGUUUACUAGAGUUGUUUUUGGCAAUACAUCAAGUCCUUUCCUUCUUAAUGCUACGAUUAAGACACAUUUGAGUAAGUACUCUGAGUGUGAAGUAAUUCAGGAUCUUCAGAGAGACAUGUAUGUAGACAACUGGUUCAGUGGGGCUGAUAGUGAAGUAGAGGCAGUAAGGAAGUACACCACAGCCUACAACAUUAUGUCUGAAGCCAACAUGUCUCUUGAGAAGCUUGUAUCCAAUAGUUUAGUAAUUGCAUCAAAAUGUAAUGACAAGGUUCACUGUGUACAGGACGAUGAAGUUAACAGUGUACUAGGUUUGAAGUGGUCUGAGGACAGUGAUGUUUUUUCUUAUUGUGGUCUAGACCUGGAUUUCCCUUUGGAAUUAGCAUGUACCAAGAGGACAGUAUUAAGUUUAAUAGCUAAGAUUUUUGAUCCAUGUGGAUUUAUCAGCCCAUUUACCAUGUAUGCUAAGAUACUUUUCCAAGAUAUUUGGAAGUCAGGUGUGUCCUGGGAUGACAAGUUGUCACAAGAUUUAGAAGUAAGAUUUGAAAAAUGGGUAAGGAGUACCAGACAUUUGAGUCCAUUAGUUAUAGGUAGACAUUAUUUUCCCCAUGUACCUUGGAAAAGUAUUGAGUUUAUUGAGAUUCAUGGGUUUGGGGAUGCCUCGGAAAAAGGUUAUGGGGCGUGUGUAUACCUAAGGCUAUGUCUUGACAGUGCAUGUAACACUUCAUUGGUUGUAUCCAAGAGUAGAGUGGCACCAAUCAAGAAAUUAACCCUGCCUAAGCUAGAACUGUUGGGAGCAUUGCUUUGUGCCAGAUUGGUGGUGUUUGUGAAGAAGGCUCUGUAUCUUAAGAUUAAAACCCAAGUGACGUGUUGGACUGAUUCCACUAUUGCAUUGGGAUGGAUAAGGAAUGAUCCAAGUUUAAAGGAUGUAUAUGUCAACAACAGAGUUAGAGAGAUUCAGCACCUGACACCUCCAAGUAACUGGUAUCAUUGCAAGGGGACAGAAAAUCCUGCCGACUUGAUAACCCGAGGGUUACUAGCAGAGAGCCUUCUUGGAAAUGAUCUGUGGUUUAGCGGUCCUAAGUAUUUGUCUGACCCCACAUUUAGAGUCCAGGAAAGAGAUGCUUUAACUGCCAGCAUUAACACUGUGAAUGUUGUACUUGAGAAUAAUUUAGCAUGUUUAGCUGUUCAGACUAGGACACCCAUUUUUGACCUUGAGAGAUAUAAUGAUCUUGCUAAGUCACUAAGAAUUGUUGGGUAUGUUUUGAGAUUCAUAAAUAAUUGUAAAAGUAAAAGGUUGGGAUGUGAGUUGAAAACUUGUAGAUUUACAACUGAAGAACUAGAGUUUGCCGAAUUAAAAUUAAUCUAUGUAGAGCAGAGACAAGCCUUCCCAGAUGAAAUCAAAGCCAUAUCCAGUGAGCGGUCUCUUCCUAAGCAUUCCAAGCUAAGCAAAUUAAACCCAUUUCUUGAUCAAGAGGGUAUUCUAAGAAUCAAGGGUAGAUUACAAUUUUCUAGUCUGGGUUAUAACUCAAAACAUCCCAUCAUUCUUCCUAAGGGUCACUUUUCUAAGUUGUUAGUACAAUUUCAACAUAAGUUCAUGAAGCAUGCAGGUGUAAACAGCAUUGUGUCAUCAUUAAGAACUAGUUUUUGGGUGAUUGGGUUAAGAAGAAUGGCAAAGACGGUGGUUAGAGAGUGUUUGAGUUGUCGGAGGCACGACAGCCGUCCUUGCAGUCAACCUGUUGCCCCUUUACCUGACCUGCGAGUCAACCCUGCACCUCCGUUUGCAGUUACAGGUUUAGAUUUCACUGGCCCUUUAUUUAGUGCUGAUCAUCCAGGGAAAAAAUUGUAUGUGUUACUUUUUACCUGUGCUGUUAUUAGAGCUGUACAUCUAGAACUCACAGAGUCCAUGUCAUUGGUCGAUUGUAUGCGGGCCAUAAGGAGAUUUGUUGCUCGUAGAGGGAUUCCUAAUGUUUUCUAUUCCGACAAUGCAAAAACAUUUGUUGCAGCCUCCACAGAAGUACAGAAGGUGUUUGGUCAUCUAGCCCCAAGGUGGAAGUUUAAUGUACCAAGGUCCCCAUGGUGGGGCGGGUGGUUUGAGAGGCUCAUUGGUUCAGUCAAGCUAGCUUUAAGGAAGUCUUUGGGAGUUAAGUAUGUAAGCCAGUCUGAGUUAGAAACAAUUCUUAUAGAAAUUGAGUCGUGCAUUAACUCUCGACCAUUGACCUUUGUGAGUGAUGACCCAGAUUUUGAUCAUUAUCUAACUCCAUCACACUUUAUUCUUGGUAGGAACAGCACAUGUACACCUUCUGAUGUUGAUGAAUCCCCUAUUAUAAGCCCUGAAGACUUGUACAUUAGAAAGAAUAUAAGAAAUCAGAGGUUGGAACAUUUUUGGAAGGUGUGGAGAGAAGAUUAUAUAGCUAAUUUGCCCCCUGUAGUAAAAGGUUUCAACCAGAAAUGUAAAGUGGAUGUUGGUAGUGUUGUACUCAUUAGAGGAGACAAUGUACCCAGACAACGGUGGCCCAUGGGUGUGAUUGUUAAUGUGAUUGUUAAUGUGUAUCCCGGUAGAGACGGUGUGAUUCGCAGUGUUGAUGUUAAGACAGGAAAAGGCAUUUUCAACCGGACUAUUCAAACCCUGCAUGAUUUAGAGAUAAAUCCUCAUUUAGACACUGAUGUGAUAACUCCUCAACCAGUACUUCAUGAUCAGGCAGUACAAGAUGAUGUAACUUCAAGUGUAGCUAAUGAUGACUCUGUACAAGAUUGUGAUCCGGAGGAGGAGGAGGAGGUAGCUGUUUAUACUUCAAGGGGUCGGCUCGUUAAAAGGCCUCACAGAUUAGAUUUAUAA
Messenger RNA from Scylla paramamosain (green mud crab), 5355 nucleotides. RefSeq lists its product as uncharacterized. The coding region runs from base 1 to 5355 and encodes 1784 amino acids. Gene Ontology annotation, biological process: DNA integration. The record is from RefSeq and is a predicted model, not a curated record. Gene Ontology annotation, molecular function: zinc ion binding; nucleic acid binding. NCBI's taxonomy places the organism in Eukaryota, Metazoa, Arthropoda, Malacostraca, Decapoda, Portunidae. The transcript has a single exon.